UGGCGGUGGAAUAGAGGAUAUGGAUAAAUAUUCUUCGGCGAUUAUAUUGCGGGAUGUUGAGCUAGAUGUUGAGCAGGGUGAUGAAGCUAGUAAAGGUAAAAAAAUGCAUGGACGAGGACUAGGUACUCACAGCAGAGAUCGGAGUGGAACGAGGUCUCGUUCAGGGUCGAGGAACAGAAGAAGCAACUACCCCGAAGCUGAUCUCGAAG
Messenger RNA from Amoebophrya sp. A25, 209 nucleotides. NCBI's taxonomy places the organism in Eukaryota, Dinophyceae, Syndiniales, Amoebophryaceae. The record is from the annotation of a GenBank genome assembly.